UUGAAUCCGAAAAAAUAAACUAGGCCCUUACGGUGCCCCAUCGUCGACGCAGAUCAAGGCGCAGCCAAGCUCCAAGAAUAUCAUUGACAUUGUCAUCGUCUUCGACCCUGUUUUAAAGCCCGGAACCCCCCCGCUUCCUCCUUCACGAUGUCAUCUGCUCAAGACGAGUUCAAUCAACUCAUAAACAACAACCGGGAGAAAUUCUCUUCUCAUCCUGAGGACCGUGACAACGACUCGGUUCACUCUUCUGACGCAUCCUCGGAGCACGACGAACCCCAAUUCUCCGACGCCGAAGACACUCCCUCUGCCAUGCACUCCCGCAACCCCAGCAGUUAUCGCGUCCCCAACACCGUGUUCGACGCCAACACUGGCCCCAAGGGUGUCAUCGCCGAUGCCCAGGCCUUUGAGCGUGCUCGCAAGAGCUCCUUCCGCAGAACUCUUCUCGGCGUCGCUGGUCUCGAUCGCUCCCACUACAACAAGUCCGUCAACGACGACGCUACACUCCUCCAGAACUCCUCCCCACCAGAUGGAUCUUCCGCUAGCGAUGAUGAGGAACGAUUCCUUCACCAAUGGCGCGCGGCCCGCAUGCAGGAAAUGCAGGCCCGCAGCCUGAGGAAGCCUAGUCCCCGUCGCAAGUUGUACGGGUCUGUGGAUAUUGUCGAUGCGGUGGGAUACCUGGAUGCUAUUGAGAAGGUCACAUCCGGCACGGUAGUAGUCGUCUGCGUUUAUGACCCAGAGUCCACAACCAGCAGCAUUGUUGAAGACUCUCUCAACACCAUUGCUCGUCGUCAACCCACUGUUCACUUCGUCAAGCUCCACCACGAGAUCGCCGAGAUGGAUCACAUCGAAGCCCCCGCUCUGCUAGCAUACAAGGAUGGCGAUGUCUUUGCUACGAUCGUCGAGAUCUUGAGACAGAUUCCCAAGGGUCGGAGCUGCAGCGCAGACAGUCUUGAAGACCUGCUCAGAUCAUACCGUAUCUUGUAAACGAACAAGCAUUCUAGAAACGCUAAACAUUCCUCUCUUCACGUUCAUAUGACAGCGAUAAUGUUCUCUGCACGAACAAUUCAAAAU
This is a messenger RNA of Aspergillus eucalypticola CBS 122712, 1071 nucleotides long. RefSeq names its product phosducin family protein. Gene Ontology annotation, biological process: regulation of G protein-coupled receptor signaling pathway. The record is from RefSeq and is a predicted model, not a curated record. The transcript has 3 exons. Lineage: Eukaryota; Fungi; Ascomycota; Eurotiomycetes; Eurotiales; Aspergillaceae. The coding region runs from base 148 to 984 and encodes 278 amino acids.